Messenger RNA from Carica papaya (papaya), 853 nucleotides. Its product is annotated as protein PLANT CADMIUM RESISTANCE 7-like. Lineage: Eukaryota; Viridiplantae; Streptophyta; Magnoliopsida; Brassicales; Caricaceae. The record is from RefSeq and is a predicted model, not a curated record.
AUGGGAAGAGUUCCAGUUGAAACCCCUCCCCAAUACCCUCCCCAGCCACAGCCACAGCCACAGCCACAGCCUAUUUUUCAUCAAAACGUGUAUUACCAGCCGGGCGUUAAUGGUCAGCAACCAGUUGGUAAUUAUGUUAAUGGAGGAGUGCCACAAGUACACCCUCAAAGCAGCCCUGUCCUGACGUCUAUGCCCACUAACUUCCAAUCCCAAAACAUUAACCCACCAACUGGGUUUACUCCCAUGCAGCGCGCUGCAGUUGGCACCAUCCCUUCAGCCACAUUUAAUGGGGCUAACUUCACAAACACGGUGCCUUGGACGACUGGGCUCUUCGAUUGCAACCAAGAUCCACAAAAUGCUUUCAUCACAGCCUUUUUCCCUUGCAUAACUUUCGGGCAGAUUGCAGAUGUUUUGGACAGUGGACAUACAACUUGUGUUACAAGUGGAAUAAUAUACGCGUCGGCACCUUGUUUGCUGUCACGGCCGUACAGGACAAAAUUGCGCCAAAGAUUUGGGUUAAUAGAGGCCCCCGCCGCAGAUUGGAUUGUGCAUACCAUGUUUGAACCUUGUGCUCUCUGUCAAGAAUACCGCGAGCUCGUGAACCGUGGCAUUGACCCUGCUCUAGGAUAUCAUGGAAAUUUGAACAAAAAUCAAGCUGAUCAACAAGGUGGUGCUACCAUGAUGAUACCACCCAAGAAUCAAAUGAUGAACUGAAGAUGAGCGAGCUUACAGGGUUGCUACUAUGGCAGUUGUUUUAAUUUAUACACAUGAGAGUGCUAAUUAACUUUGUAUUCCCGUGAAAAAAAUUGUCUUUAUGUAAUUAGUCUGCUAAUUAACUUCUGUAGUUCUCUAU